UGCAAAGACUUCGCGCGCGUUGUGGGGAUCAACUGAAAAACUUAAAAUAAGAAGCAACCUGUCAUGUCCUCUUUUUGUGCCAAAUUUGACAGCACAUCAAUUUAAAGAGGCUAAAACCUUUUCUCACAAGGAUGGCACCUGCACAGAACACGCAGUUGGAGCACAUAAUCAGUGAGGCGGUAAAGUCCGGAGAUGUCCGAGCACUGGAUGUGUUCUUGCAGAGGGAGAUUUAUGAAGAGACUCCCAUGAAAUGCUCUCAACAGUUUCUCAGCAAAUUGGAUAAACUUAUCUGUAGGGGUUUGGCUCAAAAAGACCCCAAAUUGGCCAGUCUGGGAUUUGCCAGUCUUUACAAGUGUGGAAAACACCUAAUACUACCUGGUGGUGACCAAGGACUUUUGGGGUUAAUAGCACAGGGUCUAAUAAAAAAGAUGGUGGAGUGGUUUGAAAAAUGCAGACAACUGUGGAUUCAGUGUGGGCUGCAGUGGGAUGAGAACUUAAUAAACCUCUCUGAAGACUUUUUAAAUGCUUUAACGGUGGUUCAUCAGGCAUGCGAAGAGGGGACAUACAAAAUCACUGAGUCCUUUCUGUAUCCUAUUGGCCAGUUGGCUGUUGACCCUAGAAACUACGUCCUGAUCCAGAAAGAGGCAAUUCGGAAAUUCAACUUAAUUCUGGAUAAAAUCCCAGUGGAACUUAAAAAAGACACGAAGAUCCUAAUGUCACAAGAGGCCUCUGAUAUCAUGAUCAAACUGGCUGAUCAUAUAAUGGAUGUUGGUGACUAUGACUUUCAGUCAUCCUUGAUGGAGGCAUUGUGCAGAAUGGCCACAACUGACCAGAGGAAGGAACUUGCAUAUAAAUGGUUCAGAAUGAGCCUUGUGGCCAGUGCAUUUGCCAAAAUACGUGAUUCUGAAUUUGAGACGGCUUGUCGUACAUUUCUAAACAUGGUGAAUGGGAUGCAGGGAGACAAGAGAAGGGUGUAUUCCUACCCUUGUUUGGAAGCUUAUCUGGACAGCAGUGAGCUGCUGAUGCCCUCGGAUGAGAAACUUGAGGAAUUCUGGAUUGACUUCAACCUCGGCAGCCACAGCAUCUCUUUUUACUUCUCCUUGGCUGAUGAAGAGGAUAGCCACUGGGAAACUAUAUGUCUCAAUGAGCAUGAAGUCCAAAGCUACACUGUAAAAGAGGAGGGUAAGAGGCAGGUCUUGCAGAUCAAGCUGUCAGAGGUGGUCAUUGUUGGUGCAGCUGAAGGAUCCACUCUUACGAUCCAUUUCAGCUCCUCGCUGGACAUCCUGCAGGCUGUGCAAAAUGUCUAUGGACACAGCAAAAAUAAAGGCUCAUCUGUAGUGAAAGCUACAGCUAGAUCUUUAAUGGAGAACAACACUCAGGUUGUUCCAGAGAGCCAGGUGUCUCUUGGUGAAAGUGAAAAAAGUACUGUCAACUACGUUUUACCUGCUACAGCUGCACCAGCACAGGUGGCCACUCCAGCCAAGAUGAAGAUUUCUGAGGCCACUGCCGUUUUUAGCAGCGGCGGAGCUGGAAGUGUGCAUCGUUCCUUCUCUCUUGCAUCAAACACUCCAGCCAAUGGCAUUGGAACAGAAAAGUCACCUCUUGAAGUGAGCACAGCCUCUAAACCGGCCAUCCAGAAUAAAGGUGACAAAUACAAAAAGAGCAUACCACUGAAAGAUGCUGUGAACAUGGUUCUGGCUGAACAAGGAGGAGAAAAAUCCAGAGAGGAGAAUUUUGUGCCUGACACCCAACCCCAAACUGGGAGUAACAUGGCUUCUAAUUGGCACAAAUUUUCAGUUUCAAAAAUGCUGAUGAUGCCAACACAGAAAACGAGUUCCCUGCCAAGAUCUGAACCUUGUUCAGCUAUGCUGCGUCCUCAGGAGCGCUCCUUAUCAUCGAAGUGGUCAGUUUCAGCCUCGAGCUCAGUCUGCCAAAAGCAACUGCAUAUCCAGCUCAGCGAGCGACUGCAGCAGGUCCUUAAGGAGAGGAACAAAGACUCUCCACCUCCUGAAGCAUCUGAUAUCAGAAGGGACUCGAAUGAAACAAAUGCAGAAGACCAGUAUGUUUCCUCAUUAUGUACUUCCAAGCCGCGACAUGCCCAGAGCAAUGGCCGUGCAAAAAGGAAGAGCAAGGGCCAGACGUCACUGGAGACUAGUGCUGUUCUCCAGACCUCCACAACUAAAACUCUAAAGGAGAAAAAAACACUCAAAUCUGAAACUGAAAGUAAGAGGGCUCAAUUAGACAAAGAAAAGAGAGACUCAGAGGCUGCAGGCAGCAUGGUGAAGCUCAUCUCUAGCCGCUAUAAGGAUAAUGGCCAAUCUAAAGAAAAACACACUUCUGAAAAGCUCACUCAGAACUGGUUUCCUUCUCUUGUCAACAGUAGAACAAUCUUCAAUAUGAGCUGGUUAUCAACUGGAAAAAGAGAAACAUCCAGAAACCCAAUUACAUCCUACAGCAGAACCAAAACAAACUCUGUGAGGCGGAGAGAUGACGUUUUUGCAUUCAGGACCAAUACACCCCUCAGUUCUGAGAAGGAGAACAUAAACACCUGUGGCAUACAGAGCAAUGGCAUCCACUCCCCAGUACUCCUCAGCACAACCAAGAAAGAGCAGCCUGUGGCGAAAAAGAAGGGGCAUGUAAAAAAGCACCUGUUUAGUGACAUAGACACAGAAAAUGCCACAACAGAUCUCAGCUGGCUGAGAGAGUCAGCCACAAAGUCCAAGCCCAAGGUUAUCAAAUACUCCAGGCAGGCGCCCAUCAAACCUAGACCUGUCCCACACCAUGCUUCUGUUGAAUCUCCAGAUUUAGUCCCAACCUUUCCAAGAGCUGGAUUGGGUAAUAACAAACCAACUCAGAAAAACGGGCGCAUGAAAAGGGACCUUGGUCAGCCAAAGGAGAGAGUAAAGCUAGCAGCAGCACCUAGCAGACGACAUGCAGCUAAGAGGCCCAAGAGAGUUGCAGCCGCCUCUACCAGAAGCUACAAAGAGCCAGAUACUGAUGACAGUCAGCCAGAAGAACCUGAGGAUCCUCCUGCUACCAAGUACUCAUUCUCUGCAAAAACUGUGGAAGUUCAUGCAACUCAAAAAAAAAAGAAAAAGACUGACAGCACCCAGCAAAUGGAAAACAAUAUAAACCCAUGCGCAAAGAAGCCAGCCACUUCCAAGAAAUAUUUUAUAGACCAGCAGAGGAAGCAUGAGAAAACCUCUGAGCGAGCAGCUGCUACCUACAGGAGAAAACGCAACAACAACCAGUCAGAUUUUAAAAAACCUUCUGUACUUAAGCAGAGGCCUGAAAAUGUUCCUCAAGAAACUUCAAAAUUGAAAAAGACAAAUGCCCAAGAACAGAUGAGUUCAUUGAAGGAUUCCUGGGUUACUUGCCAGACCUCUUUCUGUCCAUCCCCUCCUCUCAUGGAAAAGAUGAGAUCUGCUGAUAGGUCAGUCCCAACCUUGGAUUUGACCUGCUCCCCUCUUCUCACCCCGCGGGGAUCCCCGCUGCCUGCCUCCCCUAAGCCUUCUUGCCAAGACACCCCCUCGCCAGUCCUGCUGCUACCCAAACCUAAAGUCAGAAGUAAAGAAAUGUGCAAGUCUUCUUUCUACACUGCAGAAAAGAAUCAUGGCUCAUCCAAGACUCAUUCUAAGCAGUCUGUCCCUUCUCUCACUUCACUUGGAGGACAAAUCCCUGCACCUCCGACUGAACUUAGUGCAGCAAAGAUUAGUACAAUCGAACAGCAUCUUUCUUCAGCACCUCAUUCUCCUUUGUCCACUCGACCCCUGCUGACAUCCACACUCCUUGAGCUGGACAAACCACCCUUGCCUUCUCCUGCUCAGUCACCAUUUCCAAAUGACACAAUUAGCCAUGGCCACCGCUGUAGUUUGAGUAAUGUGUCUUCAAUAUCCCAGAUUUCACUAAGCUUAUCAUCUAUUAACUCAUCAGUACUCACCAGCAAAGUUAAGGACGGUCCCACUGUUGCCCUGGCUCUAUCUGUUAAAGCAGAGAUGACGCCACUGUCAGACCAAGAGUCAAAACUCGCACAGUCUCAUGUUUCAGGGCCCAGCCGCAAGCGCCACAUUUCCUUGUCUAGUGAUUCAGAGGACGAGGAGACAGAAGAGAGUAUGAGAAGCAAGAUGAGAGGGAAUCACUCUCCUCAUUUGAAGCCACGGAAAUUAUUCAAGUCGUUUGAGGUGCCUGCUGUGGAUGAGUUGAGCCAGGUGAAGUCUUCCUCUGGUCAUUGGGAGGGUGAAGUAACAGAUGGAGACGUGGACAUUGAUGAAGGUUUAGAUUUGCCAGAAAUUGCUGUAAACCCAAGAAACAUGUGUCAGCAGUUGAGCUCGGAGCUCAAGAAGAAGUUCCAGAAACGUUACAGCAUGAUGGAGCUUUACAACAAGCAGUCUUUGAAGACCGUCCAGCAACACGUCUCUUCCAUUAAUAUGCAAAUUACCAAAUGCAGGACUCAGAGGCUUAAACAGAUUCAGAAGGUCCUCCUGGAGGAGAUACACAAAUUGGAGCAGGAUGACACUGUGCUGAAAAACAUGGAUAAUGACCUCACUAUGUACUGGAAAAAACAGAUGACGGCUUUCCAUUCUUACCAGAAGCAGGAAAUCACAAGAAAUGAGCUCCUGAAGAGAGCGCUUCAGAGUAACACGUGCAACAGCUUGGAGUAUGAGGAGAGAAUAUUCACAUCUGAGAUGUGCACGAUCAGAAAAGACAUGAAGUCAGUUCAGGACAAAUUCCUCAGUGAGAUGCUGGAGGGAGAGCUCCAGAGAGUCAAGAAAGGACUGCAUGCUUUGUUCUUCCCCUGAUGAGGGAGCCGGGUUUGAGUUCAACACUGUCCCGGAACGCAAUAAAGCAGGUUGUGUGUUUCGUGCUGUCCUAGGCAGUUCUGCUGUGCUCAAAGUAUUUUCAUGCAGUGUUUAUUUUUCUGGAUUCUGCUUUGAUUCCAUGCAGAUGUCUUUGGUUUAUUCUAAUGGUGCUUUGUUCCAGUGUUUGGGAUUUUAUUGGAAAUGUUGUGUUCUGGUGUUAUUUUAUGGCUUUUAUAAAUUGAAUAAGUUUUGGUGUUAUUGUAAGCUCUGCCAUGCUAUUCAUUGACUUGACUCUAUUUUUAACCCUAAUUCUUGAUUUAUUCAUUGAAGCUUGUUAAGUACUAGAAAUGGUCAAGUAAACUUUCAAGAUCUUAAUUGUAUUGAUUGUUUUUUAAUAACUCCUCUACCAUAUUG
Molecule: messenger RNA, 5213 nt
Organism: Haplochromis burtoni (Burton's mouthbrooder)
Lineage: Eukaryota; Metazoa; Chordata; Actinopteri; Cichliformes; Cichlidae
Gene: sycp2
Product: synaptonemal complex protein 2
Exons: 47
Coding region: 132-4799 (1555 amino acids)
Source: RefSeq, a predicted model, not a curated record